UUCCCUUGUUCUUUGCCCGGUUCACGGUUCAGCGCUCGCGGUUGACGCAUAUAUACGCAUAUAUACGCAUAUAUACGCAUAUAUAUACAUAUAUACGCAUAUAUAUACAUAUAUAUACAUAUAUAUGUCCGCGUCUCGCAUGCAGCUUCGCGCACCACGGCUCCUGGCCCCGAUCAGUCUAGUCGGUAGUGGGUUUCCUUUGUCCCUGAUGACCCAAGCGCCUCACCGAUCGAUAUGGGUCUCCUUCCCCGGGUCAAGCUGUUCCUGAAUCCAUGGGAGAACUAUGAAAAUUUCCAACAUCUUGCGGUACUCCCCCUCUUAAUGGGGCCUCCGGGAAGGAUGACUCCAUGUCCAUGUUGGGCGUGCUUCUCUUCUGGCGGCUCUUUAUGGGCGUGGGCGUGGGGGCCGACUACCCUCUAUCUGCAGUGAUCUGUUCAGAGCUUACCCCCACUCAUAUCCGGGGUCGCAAUAUGGCGGUCGUCUUCCUCUGCCAGCCCCUCGGGCAGGUAGCGGCAGCUGUCGUCGCCCUCAUCGCUGUGGUUGGCUUCCGGCACAGCCUGCCGGAUGAUCCCGAUAGUCUCAAGUGCAUCGGCUCCUGUAUUCAUGAUGUCGAUAGGAUAUGGAGGCUCAUCGUGGGCAUGGGUGCCGUACCGGCUUUCGUCGCAAUCUGGUUUCGAUUGACGAUCAUCGAAUCACCCCGGUACACCGCUGAUGUCAUGCACAACAGCUUGCAGGCUGCUGCCGAUGUUGCCCAAUUCUACCAGUCAGUCGAGAUUCCGGAGACAUCACUGUCUGAUCUGGGUCCCGAGUCGGUCCGCGGAGUCGAAGAAGACGGCCUAUCUCUCUCCCCUUUGCACACGCAUGACGACCGGCCUGCUUCGCCGGUUCUCUCUCGACGAUCGGGCUCGGUAGUCAUGGGAAGCAUGCCCAGGCCUGCCACCAGCUUUUGGAGAGACUUCAGAUCUUUCCUGAAACAGAAGCACAACCUCCGCACUCUGAUGGCCACUUCUCUGUGUUGGUUUUGCCUUGACUUACCCUUCUACGGCCUAGGCCUGAUGAAUGCGGACAUCAUCAACACGAUUUGGUUCGGGGACAAUGUUCACGGUGCAGGCAUGUAUCAGUAUCUUCUCCGGUCCUCGUACCAGAGCAUCGUGGUUGUCUCCUGCGGUGCGAUCAUCGGUAGCGUGAUAGCGGUGAUGACGAUCGACCGGUUCGGCCGGAGAAAUUUGCAGCUAUUGGGGUUCUGCUGCCUGUUCAUCCUCAACGUGAUUAUCGGUGCCGCGUUUCGCUACUUGAGCACUCACGGUAAUUCGUCUGCUUUAGUGGUGCUUUAUGUUUUGACGCAAAUAUUCUUCAACUUUGGACCCAAUACUACAACUUAUAUUGUAGGUUUGCGUGAAAUCUCCCUUCCGUUUUGUUUUCUACCCGGUUUCUCACGGAGACAUUGAACCAAAGCUGACCGUAUCUAGGCCCCUGCAGAGCUGUUUCCAACUCGAUUCCGCUGCACUUGUCACGGCAUCUCUGCUGCCUCCGGCAAACUAGGCUCCAUCGUCGCGCAGUGCUUUUUGGGAUAUGUGAAUUUUGGAAAUGGUGCCAACUGGAGAAAUGUACCGGAUUGGCUAGGAUACGCUCUGCUCUGGUAGGCUCACUAUCCCUGAUGGUGUGGAUGAAAUCUCGUCAACGAUGGCACUAACAAGUGGUAGCCUGUCGUUCUUUAUGUUGAUGGGCCUUAUUGCUACUUUGUGGAUUCCAGAAACGAGGGACUCACAAGGAAAGAACAAGUCGCUUGAGCAAAUUGCAGCGGAAAUGGAGACCAAGGAUGAAUGGCCCUUGGACGAUAUUGAAACCAAUUAUUCGCUACGAUAAGUAAUAUCCCACUUCGGACUCUCUGCUUCGGGGAAUUGGGGCAAUUACUACGGUUCUUUGGGGUAAUUGAUGCUUAGAAAUAGAAUGGUCUGGCGUACCGUUGAUUUCCUUCAUCUUGUAUCCCACGACCAAAGGCCGAAGAAGCAUGUCCAGAGACAUACUGGACAUCAUAAUCAGAUCUUACCCAAUUCAUCCCAGACUUAGAAAGAGAAUCUGAUGUCCAUCUAGGAUUGCACCGGUAUACUGUAACCCUGAACAUGACAAGGUCAUCGGCAUAAUGGAUGAUAUCGAUUUCCAGGCUCUGCACCUGAAGUGGCAAGAAGAGCCUGUCCACCACUAUGCAGCUAGUGGUCGAUUGGGAAUAAUCAAUGCCAGUGCCGUAAGAUCUCAACCUAGGCAAUUUGUCCGUCGGGGUCAAUAGGAGGCCGCGUGCGCUUUGCGGUUGUUAUGACCAAGCCUUGAGACAAAGGUCACUAGUGGGAAAGGAGGAAUGAGGAGAGUUGGCUGAAGGGGAACAGUUACCAAGUGGCGGAGCAGUUCCUGUGUAGCCAUGGAUAUAAUUAGCUGGGACAGUGUACAAAUAAAUCUGAAAUCAAGGAACUCUAAGGCGUAUAAGACAGAGGUUGCUCGGACUUGUGACGACCAUACCUGAUGUAUGACCGUCAGCAUGUGACCCUGGCACUGGCAUGUCUUAGAAGGUGCCAGCAGAUCAAACAAGUAGGGCACAGGGCUAGGGCUGAGGGCAGGCAGCUGCCCUCGCCUCCUAUUUCCUCCCCACCACGUCUUUCACCUUUUUUCCUUUUCUUCUUCUUCUCCUCAUGUACGAUAUUCCUAGACAGUACGGC
Molecule: messenger RNA, 2711 nt
Organism: Monascus purpureus
Lineage: Eukaryota; Fungi; Ascomycota; Eurotiomycetes; Eurotiales; Aspergillaceae
Source: the annotation of a GenBank genome assembly